UUACGACACCAAGUGGUAUUAUUCGUAAUUACUUCCAUCUUUCAGUGGCAUUUCAUUAAGCUCCUUCUCUUUUAAAAACCUUUUCUUUUAUCUCUCUAUCUCUUUCUUCAUAGUUCGUGCACAGAGAGAGCUAAAGCUACAGUGUACAGAAGAAAAUGAGAGGACUCUCCAGAAACUCCGGCGCGGCGGCGAUAUUCGCGAUUCUACUCAUUCUCGCCGUUCAUAACUGGUCCGUCGCCGUAUCUUCUCAAUCCACCGAAUUCGCCGGAGAUUUCCCUCCAUUCGAAACAGAGUGCCGCGGUACAAUUGCCGAGUGCUCUGUUUCCGCCGCCCUCGGAGACGGAGGAGAUCUAUUCUACGGCGGAGGAGAAAUGGGAGAGGAGUUCGAGAUGGACUCAGAGAUCAACCGGCGCAUAUUAGCUACGAGGAGGUACAUCAGCUAUGGUGCGCUGAGGAGAAACACAAUUCCGUGCUCACGUCGCGGCGCAUCUUACUACAAUUGUCGACGUGGCGCUCAGGCCAAUCCUUACUCUCGUGGCUGCAGCGCCAUCACUCGCUGCCGGCGCUCAUGAAUCUAUCACUGUCAGUCUCACUGUAAUUCUUUUUUCUUUUCUUUUUCUGAUAUAUAAUUUUUCAGAAAUUUCUCUUUUCUUUUGUUACCGGUUUAUAUUUCUAAGUUCAUUGCGGAUUAUUAGAGUUUCAUACACAUGUAAAUGUUUCUGGGAAUUUAUCUCUGUUAUUGAUGUAAGUUUGUUUACAUAAACCAGAAAAAAAACUAUGGAAUAAAUACAUUAUAAUUAAUAGUAUCAUCACUCAUAAACGAAUUUGUUAUUGAAGUAAAUAUAUAUGAAAUGGAUUUGUUUUCGUAUUUAUGGUCCAUGGAUGCAUCAUGCAUGCAUGUGCCGAAGAAAUACCAGAUGCUAGAAAAAUAAAAUAAGGUUUUCUAAUUCAUAAACUAUAAUUAUAAGUUUCCAUAUGAAGAAGUAUGAUCACUAACUAAAUAAAAUAAUAAUUUCGUACAAACCAAAGUUGUAUAUUGAGGGCGAAUAAAGAGGCGAUAAUAGGAUUUGGUUGGGAGCCAACUAAAGCCAGCUUUCGGCAGAGCAACCACACGUGUAGGGAUAAUCUGUAAUAUUGAUUUUAUUAUUAUAUGAUACAUUUUGCACACACUAUGAAUUAAUACACCAUCAAUUUCUUCUAUAUGAAAAUUUCUUGUCACGGGGACUCAUACCUAUAAGCCAAACACAUAAGCUCUUCGUGAUUAACGAAAUUGAAAGGUUGCUGUAGGAAAAAAAAUUCAAAGAAAAAGAAAAAACGUUACAUUAAUUUAAAAGAGAAACAGAUGGUUAAGGACCCAUUUUUGAGACAUUAAAUAUCACACAACUAACAACAAUUCAAUUAGAGAUACUUUUGAUUUAUUGCACUCAAAAUCUAACGGGUCUAACACUUCCUCUUGUCACAUUUUGACACAACAAUACAAGAAGAUAACAAGUUAAAAUCACCAAAAGUUUGGACCACUACUUCCCCAUCACUCACCGAUUGUUAUACAUUCAGAAUUAUUAUAUGUAAAUAUUGAUGAUCCAAUAAUGAGGCUCAUCUAUACAUAAUUUUAUAUGGAUGUAAUAAGUCUCUAUCGUGUGCAUAUGAACAAGAAACGACAAGCACAUCAUCUUCCGCAUCCUUGUCACGCGGACUUAGCUUUCCCACACACUUAUACAAUUUCUCUCUUACAAACAGCAUUGUUUACAAUUUUAUUUCUUUUCGCAGAUUCAAUACACAUUGGUCACAUCAAAUUUCUGCAGCUGGCAUUGAUAUUUUUAUUGUUAUUUUGGGAUCUGUGAACUAUUAAUAGAUUUGGAUAUAAGCAAAUCCUGUACCUACCAUCUAUUCAUAUAUCAGCUAAAUACACGAUGUGAUUCCAAUGGAGUAUAGAUCAAGCAACCGACUCUUUGGACCACUAGACUU
This is a messenger RNA of Arabidopsis thaliana (thale cress), 1965 nucleotides long. It is a transcript of the gene RALF23, whose product is annotated as rapid alkalinization factor 23. NCBI's taxonomy places the organism in Eukaryota, Viridiplantae, Streptophyta, Magnoliopsida, Brassicales, Brassicaceae. The record is from RefSeq and is marked reviewed. The coding region runs from base 156 to 572 and encodes 138 amino acids. The transcript has a single exon. Gene Ontology annotation, cellular component: extracellular region.